GGCGGAUGAGUGAACUUCAURUUUCAGGCGRAAAAAUCAUUAUUUUAAAGCAUAAAACAAAAAGAAUUUCAGGUUCUUAAAGAAUCAAUACCAAAAGGAAAYUUUCUUUGAUCUAUUCAAAAUAUAUCAUAAUCAAAAUGAGUGAUAUUAGAGACAUUUUAGAGCUGGAACAGCCGAUUGGUGCSAUACCACCGACGAAGGAGGCGAUUGUAUCUGGAAUGAAGUUAAAAAAGCCUAAAAGGGUAUCAGACGUUCCACUUAAGAGACCAGAAGGAAUGCAUCGUGAACUCUUUGCCUUGCUAUACAAUGACAGCAGGGACUCUCCUCCAUUAGCACCAUCUGAUACUACCCAAGGUUAUAAACAAAUGAAGGCUAAACUGGGAAGGAAGCAUGUCAGGACAUGGAAAUGGGUUCCAUUUGUGAAUCCAGCACGUACCGAUGGGGCAAUGCUAAACCAYUGGAGAAGAACUACAGAUGUUGCUAAGGAAUAUCCCUUUGCMAGAUUUAAUAAGAAAGUUGAUGUUCCUGACUAUACAGAAGAAGARUACCAGAUGUACCUUAGUGAUGGUUCGUCAUGGAGUAAGGAAGAGACGGAUCAUCUCUUUGAUUUGUGCAGGCUAUUUGACUUGCGAUUUAUAGUGAUCCAUGACAGAUAUGAUAGAAAAAAGUUCCAGAAUAGAGCAAUUGAAGAAAUAAAAGACAGAUAUUACAGUUGUGUAACAAGAUUACUGAAGGCAAGAACACCAACAGGUCAGGAACCAGCCAAUCUACCAACACCAUUUGAUGCUCAUCAUGAAGCAGAAAGGAAGAACCAACUUUUAAAACUUUAUAACCGAACACAAGAACAGGUCCAAGAGGAAGAGAUGCUUAUAACAGAGCUUCGUAAAAUUGAAAUGCGUAAGAAAGAAAGGGAAAAAAAACANUCUUUUGUCUCUCUAAGGCAUCGAAAGGAAGCGUUGGCUCCAACCAAAAUACAAACUUCUUCAACCUCUCCGGUUGAAUUAACGCCAACACCUAAGCAAUCCAGUCCACAGUCUGCAACUCCUCUCAUUGACGCUGUUACAUCCUCACCAGGGACCCCUAAUGCGAGAAAAAGAAGAACUGCUUCGACGUUCYUAGAACAAAAUAAUCCUCUGAAAAAAACAAAAAGAUUCUAACACAGGCUAGUCGAAGCACCUAACACACCUACUCCCUCUUGGGAACAAAACACUCCUGCCCCACCCCCCAUCGCGGGCAGCAGAAUACYGAUAAUUCGGAAUGUCAACUGGGAAAACGUUAAAAAUGUUUGUAAUUGUAACCAAUGAAAUUAUUAAAAAAGUUAUCAAGAGAUUACUUCUUCAGCCUUUCUAGCGAUACCAGUCACGAACGCCAUCUUGUUUUUGGAAUGCAUUUAUCUUUGAUUUUCAAAGUCUACAAUGUCGAGACUGUUGAUUUAUUCAAUCUACUCGAUCUAGUAUGAAACACAUCUAAUCUGUAAAUACAUUUGGAUGUUUUGAGGCAAUAAUUAAAAUUUCAAAGCUCGCCGGCGUGGCGACUGUA
Messenger RNA from Exaiptasia diaphana, 1539 nucleotides. Its product is annotated as DNA methyltransferase 1-associated protein 1-like. Gene Ontology annotation, molecular function: transcription corepressor activity. Lineage: Eukaryota; Metazoa; Cnidaria; Anthozoa; Actiniaria; Aiptasiidae. Gene Ontology annotation, cellular component: NuA4 histone acetyltransferase complex; Swr1 complex. The record is from RefSeq and is a predicted model, not a curated record. Gene Ontology annotation, biological process: DNA repair; chromatin remodeling; negative regulation of transcription by RNA polymerase II.